CAUUGUGUAUCUAGUCCCGGGAUAUGCACAGUGUGUAUAACAGCGGAGGAUGCGUGCACGGGUGACUGUAAGUCUGGUCUGGUGUCUAGCUGGUAGUUUAUAUUCACUGGGACCCCGGCGUUCUCGAGGCCGUGCAGAAUACAGUGUUGUUGGCCGUGGAGCAGCGGGUUGGGAGUUGUUGGGCGCAGUGAGUGGAGUGUCUAUCCUGGCUCUCGCCUUGAUGCGCAGCAUACACCCUGGUAUCCAUCUCGGCGACGUAGUAUUCACCUUCUCGACUAGUUGGUAGACGUUGUGAUAUCCAUCCACUUAAUAUAUAUCUCAGUAUUCAUACCGAUGCCUGUCUC
Molecule: messenger RNA, 344 nt
Organism: Boeremia exigua
Lineage: Eukaryota; Fungi; Ascomycota; Dothideomycetes; Pleosporales; Didymellaceae
Exons: 1
Coding region: 50-286 (78 amino acids)
Source: RefSeq, a predicted model, not a curated record